Molecule: messenger RNA, 1158 nt
Organism: Plasmodium vivax (malaria parasite P. vivax)
Lineage: Eukaryota; Apicomplexa; Aconoidasida; Haemosporida; Plasmodiidae
Exons: 1
Coding region: 750-1058 (102 amino acids)
Source: RefSeq, a predicted model, not a curated record
GAGUAAAAAAUGUAUGCCGAGUCAGGUAAGAAUUUCCCCUUUUCGAAUUUUUUUUUUUUGAACUUUUUUUUUAUUUUUAAAAUGCAACAUAAAUUGCGGCGCUAUUGGGGCGUUUCAUAAAAUGCAAACAGAAAAUGUAAACCUUUCGAUGGCAUACUUCCCCUUUUCCGUUUUCCUUUUUAACUCUUUUCCCAGUCAGCCAUCCGCUGUUCGCUACGCUCCUUUGCAACGCAAUAAAAUGAGCGUGGCUGAACCGAAUGGGCGUUCGUCGGGGGCGAAAGAAAUAAGCUACGCGUAUUAAGCAAUCCAAAAAGUCGCACAAAAAUAAAUCAGUAAAGUAUAACUAUAAAAAUUUACCUAUGCAAUAUCGAAUAAAAGGGAGAAAAAAAAAAGGGCAAUUCUUUUGAUGUUACUUUGCCGAGCCACCGCUGCUGUUCUCCAUUUUUAAAACCCACAUGGGGAUAAAAAAAGGGGCACCAUCCAGCAGUGGGUACAUUUGCUCAAAAUUUCCACUCCAUGUGAGCGUUUCCUAAUUGUAGUAUUUCUACCCAGAGGAAAAUAAGCAACAUAUUUGCAAAAUUAUACUUCCGUACAUACCUACUCCGCAAGAACUGCUUCCUCUCUCCAUUCAUAUAAUUAGCCCGAAACUUUUGGAAUUUUUUUCCAUCCUUGAGAAAGCCCCUCAAGUAGGCGCAAAAUUACGACGCCCAAACGCGUUCAAAGGAAUCAUAUAAUGAACCAGAAGCAGAAUGAUAAACGAUGAAGACUUGAGCCUGGAGUCCUUCAAAAAGCUAAAGCAGCUGGAGGAAAAAAUAAACGAAAAAACAAAAAAUAAUGAGAAGAGGAAAAAGGAAGAAGACAACAAGGUGAAAAACUUCAUGCAACUCAAACUGUUGGAACACUCAUUACCCCAUGACGUCAGGAAAAAAAUGAAGUCCUUAAAAAUCGACAGCAUGAAGGAUCUCGGAAAGCUAGCUGUCACUAAGAAGAAGAAGUUUUUCGUGAAAAUUUUGGAACGCAAAGAUUUGAAGCACCAGCAGAAGCGGAGGCAGAAGUAGGCCCAAAUAGGCCCAAAUCGAAUUUUGGAGCCUGCCCUGCCAACUCAUCUUUGGCGAAGCAAUGUUUUAGUAGCAACCGCCAUGCACGCAGAUGAUGCAG